AUGAAAUUGCUCUUCCUGAUUUUCCUUCCUGCAUCGCUGACGCGUAGUUAUACAAUGCGCUCAACGUUUACACAGAAUACCAUUGCUACGCCAGAAACGACACUCCCGUUUCAUUGGACCAUGCGGGAUCGAUCGGCCAGUUACUGGUUCCAAGUCGGCGAUAGUGUAGAAGUACUGGAUGAUGUCAUGAAAGCCGGAAUCACAUUGCGGGGCCGACAAGGGAUUGUUCAAGAAACCUGGGAAAAGUGUGACGUAGAUCCUACCUGUUGUUGUGCCGAACAAGUUGAUGUAGGAAUGGCAGUGCGUGUGAAAUUUCAAGGCUCCGAAGCCGACGAAAGCGACAUUGGCUCGUUCUUUCACUACUUUGCCGAAGACGAACUACGACAAUUUUUUGCGCAGAAAUCACCGAUUAAUGGCACAGCUUUUGAUGGAAUGGGCUGUACCGCGUUCAAGUUAGACCAGCUCCGGCAGGCAGGUCAAGAUCCACGUCGCAUUGCCUCUUACGAACCAAAGGGUAAAUUGAAUUAUGAUGAUGAAUAA
Messenger RNA from Phaeodactylum tricornutum CCAP 1055/1, 540 nucleotides. RefSeq lists its product with no specific name. The record is from RefSeq and is a predicted model, not a curated record. The coding region runs from base 1 to 540 and encodes 179 amino acids. Lineage: Eukaryota; Bacillariophyta; Bacillariophyceae; Surirellales; Neidiaceae. The transcript has a single exon.